Messenger RNA from Beta vulgaris subsp. vulgaris (sugar beet), 4469 nucleotides. RefSeq names its product DExH-box ATP-dependent RNA helicase DExH17. The record is from RefSeq and is a predicted model, not a curated record. NCBI's taxonomy places the organism in Eukaryota, Viridiplantae, Streptophyta, Magnoliopsida, Caryophyllales, Amaranthaceae. Gene Ontology annotation, molecular function: ATP binding; nucleic acid binding. The coding region runs from base 189 to 3818 and encodes 1209 amino acids. The transcript has 30 exons.
ACAUAUUUCAUUGUGCUUCACUUCUCUAACACAUUUCCAGUUACAUAAUCUUCUAAUCUUUUCAUGUUGAUAUAGUUUUGCUGAAUUCUCAUUUCGAGAAAUAAUUUCAGAGAUCGGUGUAAUUCUAUAAAUUCAAUGAGUAAUCGUAACAUCUUGGAUUAUUAGUUAGGGUUUUGGUUCGCGAAAGUAUGGAAUCAUACAAUCUAAGGUCGGUGUUGGAGUUGCCAGGUCCUUUCAGAUCAACCUUCAAAUUCAGAUAUUUCAAUUCUUUGCAGAGUGAAUGCUAUCCUUGCUGUUUCCUCUCUGAUGCAAACAUGGUUGUUUCUGCACCAACUGGAAGUGGUAAAACAGUGCUAUUCGAGCUUUGCAUUCUAAGGCUUCUCUCAAGGUUCCUUUCAGCAGAUGGAAAAUUCAUCCAUGUGAAGGGCACCCUAAAAACGAUCUAUGUAGCACCUUCCAAGGCUUUGGUUCAAGAGAAGCUUAGGGAUUGGAAUCAGAAGCUAGGGGUGUGGGGUAUAAAUUGCCUUGAGAUGACUGGUGAUAAUGAUUCGUACAACACAAAGAGCAUUCAUGAAGCAGACGUGAUUCUGACAACUCCGGAGAAGUUUGAUGCUGUGACUCGGUAUAAAAUAAAAGAUGGUGGCUUGAGUUUUUUCAGUGACAUAGGACUUCUUCUCAUUGAUGAAGUUCACCUAUUAAACGAUCCACGUGGAGCUGCUUUGGAAGCAAUAGUGAGCAGGAUUAAGAUGCUUUCUUGUAGACCUGAAAUGAAAUCAAGCCCUCUGGCUCAUGUACGUUUCAUAGCUGUUUCAGCAACAAUCCCAAAUCUGGAGGACCUAGCGGAGUGGCUAGUGGUUCCUCUUCAAGGAAUGAAAAGGUUUGGUGAAGAAAUGAGACCUGUAAAGUUGACUACCAAAGUUCUUGGAUACGCUGCAGCCAAGAACGAUUUUCUCUUUGAAAAGCGCCUCCAGAACUACAUCUUUGAUAUUAUGAUGCAAUAUUCUAGAGGAAAAUCUGCUCUAGUUUUCUGUUCAACCAGAAAGGGAGCACAAGAGGCAGCACAGAAAAUCUCUCAGACAGCCAUGACCUUUGGCUAUUCAAAUCCAUUCAUCAAGUCCAAUGAGCAGCUGGAGAGAUUGAGGGAGGCCUCAUUGUCAUGCAGUGACAAACAACUGCAAUCAUACAUUCCUUUUGGUGUUGGUUAUCACAACGGUGGUCUUUGCAUGAAGGAUCGAAACCUGGUUGAGAACCUUUUCCUUAACAGUGAUAUUCAAGUUUUAUGCACUACGAACACGCUAGCACAUGGAAUCAACCUACCAGCACACACAGUGGUGAUUAAGUCCACACAGCACUACAACAAGGAAAAAGGCACCUAUAUGGAGUAUGACAGAUCCACUGUUCUACAGAUGUGUGGUAGAGCUGGCCGUCCACCUUUUGAUGAUACUGGACUGGUUAUCAUCAUGACAAGAAGGGAAACAGUGCAUUUGUACGAGAAUCUUUUGAAUGGAUGUGAAGUUGUAGAAUCACAAUUACUUUCUUGCAUAACGGAGCAUCUGACUGCGGAAAUAGUACAACUUACUAUCCCAGACAUUUCACGGGCAAUUGAAUGGAUGAAGUGUUCAUAUUUGUAUGUCAGGAUGAAAAAGAACCCAGAGAAUUACGCUGUUCCAAAGGGGAUCUCUAGGGAGCGCAUAGAGCGACAUAUGCAAGAUAUAUGUGUUGAGAAAGUUAAUGAGUUGUCAAGAAACGAGAUGAUAUGGACUGAUGAAGACGGUUUCCUCUUGAAGCCGCUUGAACCUGGAAGAUUGAUGACGAAGUACUAUCUGAAAUUCGACACAAUGAAAUACAUAAUGCAGACUCAAUCAAACUGCAGUCUAGAAGAUGCACUUCAUAUUGUUUGCCGAGCAGAGGAGUUAGCUUGGAUACAACUUAGACGCAAUGAGAAAAAGCUUCUAAAUGAUGUCAAUACUGAUAAAGAUGGACGGCUUCGUUUUCACAUCCUUGGAGACAAGGGGAAAAAGAACAAGCGGAUUCAAACAAGAGAAGAGAAGAUAUUUGUUUUGGUCAAUGACUGCUUGACUGGUGAUCCUCUGGUCCAUGAUCUAUCCCUAAGCCAGGAUGCCAACUCUGUGUGCUCAAAUGGAUGUAGAAUUGCCAAGUGCAUGAAAGAGUACUUUAUCUUUAGAAAGAACUACAAAGGAGCGUUGAACUCGAUUGCACUUGCAAAAUCAUUGCAUCACAAGCUGUGGGACGACAGUCCUUUCUUGUUGAAGCAAUUGCCUGGCAUUGGAAUGGUCACUGCAAAGGCAUUACAUUCUAUGGGAAUAAUUUCAUUUGAGACCCUUGCUGAUGCUGAUCCAAGGAGAAUAGAAAUUGUUGCCAGUCGGAAAUUUCCAUUUGGAGACCAUAUUAAAGAGUCUCUACUUUCAUUACCUCCAAAAGUUGAUAUGAAUAUUGAGGCAACUGAAGGCCAGAGGCAAGGGAAACCCAAGCUUGCAGUAACUUUGACUAGGCUGACAGAGGCACGGUCCAACAAACGGCAUUAUGCUGACAUGGUGGUUGGUCUGGAAGAAGAAAAUGUGAUCAUCUACCACGAGAAAAUCAGGGUGGACGAUUUUCUCAGUCCAUACCACACAACAGUGGUUUUGCCAUCCGAUCAACAAGGAAAAUUAACUGUCAAGGCUGAUCUGAUAUUUGAAGAAUUCCUUGGUAUUGAUCUACACCAUAAGGUUGAACUGAUCAAAGAAACCAACUCAAACGCGGCUGUUAGACUUGGAACCAAGAGAUCCUCCUUGCUACCUCCUGCAGAAGUUUCCCCACACAAAGCCACUACUAAGGGAAGUACCAAACCAGCUAAGGCGCAAUCCAACCUAAGCAAAGUCAAUAAAGAAACUGAUGACAUGCCCUCUUUUAAACUCAUUGAUGACGAGCUAGAAGAAGAUUUUCCUGGCGAUGAAGCUUCCGAGGAUGACUGCAAGAUCAUAUCUGGAAGUACGAUCUUUCAACACAUUCGUAGAAAGGCCAAAGAUUUCCCUGCUGUGAAGGUUUCCAGUGCCAAUCACUUUCCUAUGUCAGCAAUCUCAAAGUUGCCAAUGAAGAGCAAUCCUAUAGAGCAGCAUGCUUCUCCUGACACAACUAUAAGUUCUAAAGAAGUCAAGGGAGUUCAACAAAUGGUUACUUCAGAAAGACAACAUUCUGGCUAUCAUGACAAUGGAGAUGCAACUUUUAAUCCAGAGACUAAUAACGUGUUAGAACCCGCAGGUAUACUUCAUUCUCAUAUAGAACCAAACAGAAAGGAAAGCCGAAGAAUGGAGCCAAUACUGAAUCAUAUCAGAAAAAGGUCUAAAAAUUAUCUAGUGAUGAACGAACCAAACACUAAGGAAGGGGCUUUUCCGGUAGUAUAUGGGAACCUUUCUGACAAGGUGCACACACCGUGUCAUAUGAACGUUGUCAAUACCAAAGAAAAUCAGUCGAAGGAACCUUCAAUUGCGAAUGACUACAAUGUGUCUUCGCCUGUGAGAACCUUCAAGGACAAGAGGUGUUCAUAUUCGACUUCAAGCAGAUCAUUGGAUCUCCCAUUCGAAAUCUUCCACAAACAACCCAACAGAACAGCCAGUGCUAAACCAUCUCUCAACUACUCACUGCCAAGGAAAGAAAUUCUGGUUGAUCCCCCAGGAGAUUUUGUGGAGCACACAAGUAAUAACAUGUUACAUAAUCUGAUGGAAAGAAAUAGAGGAAGCUGUUCACAUGAAAAUGGCGUCAGAACCAGCAAUGUCGAUUCUUUUCUCGGGUUCAAGAGUGUCUUCUCAUUUCUCUGAAUUAUCUUGAUACAUUUUUUGAGUUCAACUGCGCGUUCUCACUUCUCUGAUUCCCUGUUCACAAUGAGAAAAAAACUUGGGAUUCUUCCUUGUUCAUACUUCUUCAUCUUAAUUUCUCUUAUCGCAGACGGAAGCUGAAGUAACAGCGUAAAAAGAUGGGUGCGCAGAAGAUUGCACAUGUAGCAUCUAAGAAUCCAAGUGUGGUGAAGGAGAUUAUCUACGGGAUAAGCCUCGGCACGGCGUGUGGGCUGUUAUGGAAGAUGCACCAUUGGAAUAACCAAAGGAGAACCAAAGAGUUUCAUGAUCUGUUGGAGAAGGGUCAGAUUAGUGUUGUGGUGGAAGAUGCAUAGAUUAUAUAGUGCAAUGCUACUGGUACUUUCUACACAUUCUAGGAGUCCUCUAUAUCAAUAUGAUCCUUUGCAGUCUGUAAGCCUCUGAUUAGAAAUCUUAGUUCCAAUAUAUAGUGUACAUGCAACUAUGAUCCAAGCAGUCAUUCGCUGUCGAAACUUCAUCGUCAUCCUAUGUUGCUUGAUGAAUGCUAGCUACCUGGAUAGAUUUUGUUCAUGAUAUGUCAUCCGUCUAGUUUUAAAAACUGAUUUAUUUACAAAUAAAUGCGAACACUUCAAUUCUAAUAAAGAUAUUAUUAGCAAA